Molecule: messenger RNA, 2001 nt
Organism: Hemiscyllium ocellatum (epaulette shark)
Lineage: Eukaryota; Metazoa; Chordata; Chondrichthyes; Orectolobiformes; Hemiscylliidae
Gene: gfra1b
Product: gdnf family receptor alpha 1b
Exons: 9
Coding region: 457-1899 (480 amino acids)
Biological process (GO): nervous system development
Cellular component (GO): signaling receptor complex; external side of plasma membrane
Molecular function (GO): signaling receptor activity
Source: RefSeq, a predicted model, not a curated record
CUGCAGACGUGUGGUUGAAAGGAGGCAGCUGGUGGCGGGAGCUUGCAUGUACUGGAUACAUCAUACAUAUUAAGACAAAGGUUAGCAGCGAACUGAGCAAGGUACUGAACUGAUGGGUCGCUUGCAUUUCAGAACACUUUCAGGCCACGUUACUGGAUGAACUGAUACUGUAGGGCAAGGGUUUCUCAUUUGUGCAUACUGUGUGUAAAAUUAAAACGAGAAAAAAAAGACUACAGAUCGCGCCCGGAUAUCUCUCCAGUCGCUCAACUGCUGUGAAUAAAAGUGAGCGGAAAGCUUGGCUCACUGAGAGAAGGGUUAGUGCCCAAAACUAAAUGGAUCUGAACUGGAAUGAUUCGUACCGUUGGUUCGUACAGUACGCCGGAGUGUCAAAGUGCUGAAUCUACUUAAUGAAACAAAGCUGUUCAUAUUUGAUGUGGUAAAGGAAGCGGAGCCGCAAUGAUUUCUCCAGCCUUGUACUUCGUCCUGCCCAUAAUAGAUGCGGUAGUUCAGACUGCAGGUGUGAAUCCUCUCCCUGCCCUUACCCGCGUUGACUGCGUGAAGGCCAAUGAAUUGUGUACCAGUGACUCGGCCUGCAGCAGCAAGUAUCGAACCCUUAGGCAAUGCCUGGCCGGGAGCUCCAGCAUGGUCACCGGACCAGAAGCCAAGAACGAGUGCAUCAGCGCUAUGGAAGCAGUCCAGCAGAGUCCGUUGUACAACUGCAGGUGUAAGCGGGGCAUGAAGAACGAGAAGCGAUGUCUCCGAAUAUACUGGAGCAUUCACCAAAGUUUCAUGCAUGGGUUUACAAUCACAGGUCAUGAUCUGGUCGGUUCUCCCUAUGAGCCACUGAACAACAGACUCUCAGACAUAUUCCGAGCAGCGUCCAUCAUUUCAGGUGCAGAACGCAUAGGUCCAAAGGGAAACAGUUGUUUGGAUGGUGCUAAAGCUUGCAACCUGAAUGAUAACUGCAAAAAAUUCCGAUCGAUGUACAUCUCGCCCUGCACAGCCCGUGUUUCUGCAUCAGAGAUCUGCAACCGGAGAAAGUGCCACAGAGCCCUGCGACAAUUCUUUGACCGUGUUCCUGCAAAAUACACCUAUGGCAUGCUGUUCUGUUCCUGUCGGGAUAUGGCUUGCAUAGAACGACGACGACAGAUGAUUGUGCCUAUUUGCUCUUACCAGGAUGAUGAAAAGCCAAAUUGCUUGUCUUUGGCUGAUAUGUGCAAGACAAAUUACAUCUGCAGGUCACGGCUUGCAGAUUUCAUUACAAACUGUCAGCCGGAACCUCGUUCUGUAAGUGGCUGCUUAAAGCAGAACUAUGCAGCCUGUUUACUUGCUUACUCUGGACUCAUAGGAACUGUCAUCACCCCAAACUAUAUUGAUUCCACCGGCAUCAGUGUGGCGCCAUGGUGUACUUGCAAUGGAAGUGGGAACCAGAAGGAAGAGUGCGAUGAAUUCCACAAUUUUUUUAAGGACAACAGAUGUUUCAAAAAUGCUAUACAAGCAUUUGGUAAUGGCACCGAUGUGAAUGUUUGGCAAUUAAUGCCUCCUGUACUGACAACAGUAUCAUCGAAACAGAACUACACACCACAGCAUAAUUCUGAGUCAGUGAGCUACGGCAAUGAAAUUCACUCAGCAGAUGAUGACAGUGUCUUUCCUUUGUGUGCAAAUUUACAGGCACAGAGAUUACAAUCCAAUGUAUCAGUGAACCCAGACCUUUGUAUUACAGAGACACAGAUCUCCACUUCAAAUGAGAAGAAAUUUGCUCCUGUGCAAUCCAAAGAACAGACAUCUCCAGAGACUUCAUCUGCCGACAUUCCAGAAAUUCACAUCAGCAUAGUGGUGUGGAUGGUCACCAUUGUACAGUCAACGCUCCCUUGUGUCUACUCAACAGAAACAUUGUAGUUGCAUAAAAGGACCUGUAUAAAAUCUAUUCUCUGUUCAUUUUAUUUUUCAGAAGGUCAAACUCUACUAUGUGGAGGCACCUUGUUGAAACAGAUUCAUUGU